Messenger RNA from Aspergillus pseudotamarii, 1266 nucleotides. Its product is annotated as Zn(II)2Cys6 transcription factor rglT. Gene Ontology annotation, molecular function: sequence-specific DNA binding; zinc ion binding; DNA-binding transcription factor activity, RNA polymerase II-specific. Gene Ontology annotation, cellular component: nucleus. NCBI's taxonomy places the organism in Eukaryota, Fungi, Ascomycota, Eurotiomycetes, Eurotiales, Aspergillaceae. The transcript is spliced from 2 exons. Bases 1 to 1266 code for a protein of 421 amino acids. The record is from RefSeq and is a predicted model, not a curated record. Gene Ontology annotation, biological process: positive regulation of transcription by RNA polymerase II.
AUGCAGUGUGACUGGGUCCAGUCUCAUACUGCCGCGGUUGGUGAUUCGGGCAAGCCUGACUUUACAAGCAUUCAGGUCCCAUCACUCAAAAGACAUGCGGCUUGUGACGAGUGCAGAAAACGGAAGUUAAAAUGCUCCGGGGAAGCAACAGGCUGUAACCGCUGUCUGAAGCAGUCCCUUAUCUGUCAUUAUUCCGUGCAGAAACAAAUGGGACGGCCUCCUAAAAAACGUGCAAGAGAAGAUAGCGACCAUCUGCCCCUCCUUGGUUGUUCAGGCGGCGAAAUAUGGUCUGAUCUGAAUAAUUCCCCAUUCAAGUCUUCAAGUCAUUGCUCGGAAGCUACGGCCGCAGCCGACGCAUUCCGUAUCUGCGCUCCUGUCUACAGUGCCCCGUUUAGCAUCCCGCACGCCUCUCGUCGCCUUUUAUCUGCAAACGAUAACCACAACCAUUCAUGGGAACUGAACCACGAAAAAUUCACGGAACCAGUCCCUGAAACAACUGGGCCUUGGCCAGACUUCUCCAGCGUAUCUGCAGCAACGCCUAAUCCGUUUGCGAUGCCACCAGGGCUAUCGCACAUACAUUCACCUCCCACAACUCCUUCGGACUCGGACUGCUCAGAAACUCAGUGUACAUGCUUAUCAUACCUAUAUCUAUGCCUUAGCCAUCUGUCCUCUCUUGCCCCAUUUCCAAUAUCUCAACAUACCCUAUGUUCACUUUUCAUUGCUGCGAAAACUGCGCGAGCAGUGAUUCGUUGUCAAACAUGUCCAACAAAAUUUGCGACAGCUAUGCAGAAUGUUAUGUUCACUGGGACCCUCCUGAAUAUCGUCGCUGAUGCCUGGCUACGAGUGUCAAAGACUAAUGCCGAAGAACUUGGGAAACAAGCGGCUCCGCCGGCCUAUGUGGCUGCUUUAAACAAGACCUCAGCUGACCCUACAGCGGCUUGGAAAGACUGGCUCCGGCAGAUAGUCCGGAGUGGUGUUAUAGGCGGACCUGCUGAUCCAGCUGGCUCAGUGACAUGUUCUGAUUCACCAAGUUUGCUCUCCCUGGUCCAAGAGAUGGAAGCACGCCAACGACAGUGGCAUCUUGAGCGGCACCCAGAGGCUCGUCCCGAUAAUUCUGACGCCGGAUCCAAGAAACCGGCUGCAAUUGGUCCUGACCCACGUGAUGAACAGGGCUGGCUCUGCUUUCGAGUGGCUAAGAGUGCCAGAGAAGUUAUUUCCAGAUUCGAAUUUGAGCCGCACGAAUACCCAGAUGGCGUGAUCUCUUGA